Cottoperca gobio is the source of this 1373-nucleotide messenger RNA. Its product is annotated as arf-GAP with SH3 domain, ANK repeat and PH domain-containing protein 2-like. NCBI's taxonomy places the organism in Eukaryota, Metazoa, Chordata, Actinopteri, Perciformes, Bovichtidae. The transcript has 10 exons. The record is from RefSeq and is a predicted model, not a curated record. Gene Ontology annotation, biological process: positive regulation of GTPase activity. Gene Ontology annotation, cellular component: cytoplasm. Gene Ontology annotation, molecular function: protein binding; GTPase activator activity. The coding region runs from base 429 to 1373 and encodes 314 amino acids.
GAAAACAGAUGUCAGAAUAAAAGCUCGCGUUUAAUUUUGAAGGACGGAACUUCCUGCUCUGUGUGUUCAUGCGUCUGAUUGCGUCCCUGGAAACAGCAGCAGAGUGAGCCCUCCUCCUCUCCGUGUCUCCGCCCUGCUCGGUGUCCUCAGGUGGUUGCAGCAGCAGGACGGAGGAAUGUGACGGUGUCCGCGUGCUCCACUUCACCUCUGCAGAACUCACCAUGAGAAGAACCGCUCAGAACUUCCCGGGAGUUUGAGACACAUGUGGUCUAACACUGGAGCUCUGAGCAGGAGUGAGGAGCUCACAGGACACGAUCUUUGAUCUUUGGAUCCGCCCAGGUGUGUCUGCUGUACCUGUCGCUGCUUUCUGCUGCACAUUGUUUCAGCUCCUCGUGCUUUCAGACAGUGUGUGUAGUUUAGAGCUCACAAUGCCGGAGCUCAUCAGUGUGACGGAGUUCAUUGUGGAGACUAAUGAGGACUACAAGGCUCCGACCACCUCCAGCUUUAGUACCCGGAUGUCCCACUGCAGGAGUACAGUGGCAGCCCUGGAAGAGGCUCUGGACGUGGACAGGUCCGUUCUGCACAAGAUCAAGAAGUCGGUGAAGUCCAUCAACACGUCCGGUCUGGCUCACGUGGACAACGAGGAGCAGUAUGUCCAGUCCGUGGACAAGUUCGGGGACAACUGUGUCAGCAGGGAGGACGCCGAGGUCGGCUCGGCCUUCCUCAAGUUCGCCGUUUUCACCAAAGAGCUGACGGCACUGUUCAAAAACCUGCUGCAGAACAUGAACAACAUCAUCACCUUCCCCCUGGACAGCCUGCUGAAGGGAGACCUGAAGGGAGUGAAAGGGGAUCUGAAGAAGCCGUUCGAUAAAUCCUGGAAGGAUUAUGAGACCAAACUAGUGAAGCUGGAGAAGGAGAAGAGGGAGCACGCCAAGCAGCACGGGAUGAUCCGCACCGAGUUCAGCGGAGGAGAGAUCGCCGAGGAGAUGGAGAAGGAGAGACGAAUCUUCCAGCUGCAGAUGUGCGAGUAUCUCCUCAAAGUCAACGAGAUCAAAGUGAAGAAAGGCGUCGACUUCCUGCAGAACCUCAUCAAGUUUUUCCACGCUCAGUGCAAUUUUUUCCAGGACGGACUGAAAGCUGUGGAGAGUCUGAAACCCUCCGUCGAGAAGCUGGCAACAAACCUGACGACGCGAGGCAACUGUUCCCGCCUCCGUAUUUAUACCUCAUUCAAAGGACAGGAAGUCCUGAAGAGCUUCCAGGUCAGUCUUCCUUUGUUCACCGAAGAUGGGGGUUUACUGCUGAGUUUAUUGCAGAGAUCAAAGGUCUGCACUCUGCCCCCACAAACCAACAGUCCAGAGUCUUUGUCUUUGUAG